This is a messenger RNA of Cydia pomonella (codling moth), 1258 nucleotides long. Its product is annotated as gamma-glutamyl hydrolase A-like. The transcript is spliced from 7 exons. NCBI's taxonomy places the organism in Eukaryota, Metazoa, Arthropoda, Insecta, Lepidoptera, Tortricidae. The record is from RefSeq and is a predicted model, not a curated record. The coding region runs from base 223 to 1194 and encodes 323 amino acids. Gene Ontology annotation, biological process: tetrahydrofolylpolyglutamate metabolic process. Gene Ontology annotation, cellular component: vacuole. Gene Ontology annotation, molecular function: gamma-glutamyl-peptidase activity.
AUAAUCUAGUAAACAUCCUGCUUUUCCAGAACAAUUUAUCGGCAAAAAUCAAACGCGCUAUCAUCAGUUGAUAAACUAAUUGACGAUAAUCAGAAGAUAAAUAUGUUACUUUAGAGAUUUUCUUAUAUUCUGCUUCCGUGGUUGUUAGAGCUACGGUGAAAAUAAGUGGAGUGGAGCGUGUCCUGAGGAGGCUGUUUUGUAACAUCUAGCUCUCAGUCCACAAUGAAGCGCCUUCUGCUUUUGUCUCUUCUAUACUUCUUCCAAGAAGUAAAAACGGACAGCGUGAAUAACAGACCGAUCAUAGGAGUACUAGCUCAGGAGCAGUCGGCGUAUCUACAUACGAAGUAUCCCGAGGAAAACUAUACUAGUUACAUCGCAGCUUCUUAUGUCAAGGAUGUGGAGGCAGCUGGAGCUAGAGUCGUGCCUAUUAUGAUUGGUAAAGAUCGUGCUUACUAUGCAGAUCUCAUGUCCAAGAUAAACGGGGUCCUCAUCCCCGGCGGAGCCACCUACUUCAACCAAUCCAACGGCUACGCUGAUGCUGGCCAGCACAUCUACGAACUAGCCAUGGAACUGAAUAAUGCUGGAGACUACUUCCCCGUCUUCGGCACGUGCCUUGGCUUUGAGUUACUCCUUAUUUUGGCUUCCGGACGGGGGGACCCGGAGAACCGGAUCACCUGUUAUUCUUAUGACAAUUUGCCUUUGGACUUCACACCUGAUUUCCGUGACAGCAAGAUGUUCAAAGAAGCCGGCGAGGACGUCAUCGAGAUACUUGCAACACAAGAUGUGACUGUCAACGCGCACCAGUUCUGCAUCGUCGAUGAGAACCUGAUAUCCCAUAACUUGACUGAGGAUUGGCGAGUAACCUCAUACGGUGAUGACUACUAUGGCGUUCAGUUCAUCGCCACUGUUGAACAUAAUAGAUACCCCUUCUACGGCGUCCAAUUCCACCCCGAAAAGAACGCAUAUGAAUGGAAACUCAACAAGAACCAUCCCUCCGAUAAAGCCGCCAUUAAAGCAAACCGUUACUUCAUGGAUUUCUUCGUCGACGAAUGUAGAAAGAGUUCCCACAGUUUUGCCAACGCGGCUGAAGAAAAUCAGUAUCUUAUCUAUAAUUAUCAGGCACAUUUCACGGGGGUACUGGGCAGCGCGUUCCAUGAGUGCUACCUGUUUGAGCCGAGAGGAACUGUUGCGUAAAUUUGUCCAUAGAUGGCGCUUAAAUCAAACCUAGCCGAUUUAAAUUAAAUGAUAUUUCGUGUAA